AUGGCUGAACUGCAUGUUGUGGAAUCGAGUGGCACUGGCACCAUAGAGCAACCCGAGCAGCACCGCGAUGUCCGGGGCUCUGUGCGCCUGGCGUCGCCCACUCUCAUGGUUCCGCCGCGGAGCAGCCAGCUCAGCCCCGGCGGCGGGGUGUCGAGCGGCAGUGGCGGACGCUCGGUGUACGGGUUCCCGGUGAAGAGCAACCCGAGCUCCCCGUCCGAACCGGUAGACAAGCCGGGCUCACGCUGGGUUCGUCUGAACGUCGGUGGGACUUACUUCAUCACGACCAAACAGACGCUGUGUCGGGACCCUAAAUCUUUCCUGUCCCGACUGUGUCAAGAAGACCCCGACCUGGACUCCGACAAAGACGAGACUGGAGCCUACCUGAUCGACAGGGACCCCACGUACUUCGGCCCCAUCCUGAAUUACCUUCGGCACGGAAAAUUGAUCAUGGAUAAAAACCUGGCUGAGGAAGGUGUUCUUGAGGAAGCCGAGUUCUACAACAUCGCAUCACUGGUGAGGCUGGUUAAAGAGAGGAUACGGGACAACGAGAACCGAACGUCUCAGGGUCCCGUGAAGCAUGUGUAUCGAGUACUACAGUGCCAAGAGGAGGAACUCACACAGAUGGUCUCAACCAUGUCAGACGGUUGGAAGUUUGAGCAGCUUAUAAGUAUCGGCUCCUCUUAUAACUACGGCAACGAGGACCAGGCAGAGUUUCUAUGUGUAGUUUCCCGGGAACUCAACAACUCCACCAACGGCAUCGUCAUCGAGCCCACCGAGAAGGCCAAGAUCCUUCAGGAGCGAGGCUCGCGGAUGUGAAGAGACCCAGACGCUGAGCUAAAUAACACUUUAUCAAGAAAAAAACUAAACAAUAACACGAACAUUUUCUCCAGUUUUCAUCGGGAUCCAUGAGUUCACCUUCCUCCUCUACCUUUCUACUAUCGCCUUCAUCAUCGUCAUCAACCCCCCGUCCCUCCUCCUCUGGUGUGCCUUUCCACAGCGGGGGCUGCCCGACGCCUCCCUCUACUCCAGUGCUACACCACGACCCUGAUUUGUUUUCUCCUCCAUCGCCGGCUGUGGAACACUUCAGGGGGAGUUUAAAAAGGAUUACAAGUGAGUGGUUUUUCCUCAUAGCAGCUUUUUUGAUGGUCAGUGUCACUGUGGUGCAGGCAGGCUACGGUGCUGAUUGUAGCCCCUUAUUAUUGUCAGUGGAUGGACGCCCAGCACAGAGCUACUACAAAUCAUCAGUUAUCAUCACGUCUACAUUUGGCUUAGCAGAAAUCUCCUCAGGACUCUCGAAGGACAUAAAGGAAUGAACACAACUCCUAUGACUGAGCGUCUUUACAUGAAUCUGUUAACGGAGCCGCCUCCCCCUCUGCACUCCCAGACUCCUUGGCUGAUGUCUGAGGCAACGAACCGAGCGAGGAGGGUGGAGGGUGGCGCAGUUGUAGGCAGCAGUUUGAGCAUUCCUGGUGCAGCAUUUCCUCCGCUCCCUUGAAUCUUUAAACACCUUAAAUGAGUGAGACACCGUCAUCUUACAGGCGCUGUAAAAAAUCACGGCAUCCUACUCCUCCUGUUUCCUUUCCCGAGGCUCGAUUUUGUCUCUCCUCCCCAGGGAGAAAAUUUGGGAAAAACAAAAGACUCUUAAAAAGUCUACACCUGUGUAAAAUGUGUCGAGGCAUGUGAGGAAUCUAUAUAGGCUACAUGAUGAAAUUAUAUGAAAUGCAAAAUGGUGUAAUUAAUGAUUUCUGUAUCAUAGUUGUCAUAUAUUUACAUACUCUUGGUGGGUGAGUCUAUUUAAAUGAUGGGGAAAAUAUCAUUUUUCAUUACCAGUCUUUCCUGAAGGUUUCCCUCCCGGUAACAUGGACGUGAGUAUGUGUAUGCAGGGCCUCUCUGCUUUCUGUCCAUGACUGAAAUAUCAGCUGCACGUUUUCUGUAGUGUUCUUCAAAAAACAAAACUCCGAGUUUUCUCUUAGAUAUCCUACUUUGAUCUCUUGCAUAUCUUAAAAUUGUAAUAAGGGAUACGGAAAACUGUCAUUUGUCCAGAUAAGAGCGGCGUGGCGGGGAUUGGAGUGCGGCCAGUUUCUGUGCUGCCUCAAACCCUUAACGCAGCGCUCUCUUCACGGCCCUGUGCUAUUUAUUCUCAUGCCAAUAUUCACUCACUUUGCAGCUGCCUCUGUUGCCUGUCCUCAACGUAACACCCAAAUGACUGUGUUGUCUUACAUUCUGCAGCACUUGUAGCAACUGAAGCGGAAUUGUACUCCUCACGCUUAAAGCCCUGAGAUACCUGAGCCUACAUUAUCACAGAGAUUUACAGACUGUAAGCGAACCUGCCACGUGGGCUUCAGAUGUUAUGUGACGUUGCAUUUCUGUGCCAGCAGAUGGGUAUCAACUUGUCUAAAGUUUAUUUCUCUUGAAAUGUACUUGACAUUAAGUUGCUGUGUGAUAGUGCUGUUUUUAAGACUUGUAACAACAUUGGAGCAACGUGGAAAUUAAGGCCGAACAAUUAAUCGGAAUUGUAUCGAAAUGGCAAUAUGAACUAGUGCGGUAUCCAAGUUUAAGGCUGGAGAGAAAAAUCACACCGUGAUCAUUUUAAUAUAUAUUUUUAAUGAGAAUAAUGAUGCAAAAAGUAUAUCAUAAAAGUUCAAUCAAUUGCAAUAUCAAACAAAAAUAAUCGCUGUAUAUGUUUUCAAAUGAUUUAUAAGUGAUUUGAACUUGGCAAGUAAAACUGAAUUGGCUUCUACUUAUAAUGUGCAUUUACAAAAACGGUAGGUCUGCAAGUAACUUGAGCUGAAGCAGCUUAACUGAUUGGUCAAAUAAUCUGCAAUGUAGUUUGUAUUUCUCUGUUUUAAAUCAAUGUAAAUUAUACAUAUUUGUGGGUUUUGGGUUUGGUAUCUGUGAUUACACUAAUAAUCGGUUUAUUUAAAAAAGUAAUCGGAAAAAUCAUGGUUAGCUGCAGUCACCAAACUGUAGGGCUCCAACUAAUGAUUGUUUUAUUUUGAUUAAUCUUUUUAUUUUUCAAUGGAUCAAUGAAUCGUUAAGUCUAUAAAAAGUCAGAAAAUAGUGAAAAAUGCACACGGCAGCGUCUUCAAAUUGCUUGUUUCCCUUCAACAAAAAUAUUCAAUUUAAAAUGAUAAAAAACAGCAAAUCUUCACAUUUGACAAACUGAAGCCAGCGAAUUGUUGCCAUUGUUGUUACUGGAGUAAAUGCAGCCUUGUUGUACGAGCAGCUUAAUGCAAAGUUUGAGUCAUAUUCACACAUAUCACUUGGAAAAUUGAAACAUCUCGUGCAGACUGAACUCACGUUCUAAACCGCCGUCCCUAAAAGCUGAAAAGAGCGUCCGAUCUUUAAUCACUGGCACCGAUCACUUUGAUACACCUUUCUUUGUAUAAAGAACAUAUUUGAUGCAGUUAUGUUAUAUCAAGCAUGAUCAAAAAGAAUGCGAGAAAAAAAAAAAGUACCUGUGCUGUCGUCAUGCUCCCUGAUGUUCAGUCAGGCCUCAGAGCUCAAA
This is a messenger RNA of Cottoperca gobio, 3508 nucleotides long. It is a transcript of the gene kctd2, whose product is annotated as potassium channel tetramerization domain containing 2. Gene Ontology annotation, molecular function: cullin family protein binding. NCBI's taxonomy places the organism in Eukaryota, Metazoa, Chordata, Actinopteri, Perciformes, Bovichtidae. The record is from RefSeq and is a predicted model, not a curated record. Gene Ontology annotation, biological process: proteasome-mediated ubiquitin-dependent protein catabolic process; protein homooligomerization. Gene Ontology annotation, cellular component: Cul3-RING ubiquitin ligase complex; cytoplasm. Bases 1 to 816 code for a protein of 271 amino acids. The transcript has 6 exons.